AUGUUAGCGCGUCACAGUACUCUCUUGGUGAUCUCCCUCGCAGUGGGUUCGGCAAUAGCAGCCCCAUGGGCGGUGUCGUCCAAGCAUGGCACGCAUCGUACACGGAACAUUCGUCGCGACCUCCAAAUCGAGACGUUCUAUCCUCCUUCGACUUUUGAGACUUUCGGAGAAGGCAUUGAUCACCCAGUGUCGUCGUUCGUCGGCUCGAGCAUGGAGGACAGCGCAACGUCGUUCGUUGCGUCCAGCCUUGGUGUUGAUCCCAGCACCGUCACAUUCAAAUCUGGCUUUGUUGGAGAAGCGGCUAGUCACGCGUUUGUUCGACAGACCCAUGAUGGUGUCCCGUUCGCCAAUGCAGUUGCGAAUGUUGCUAUGAAGAAUGACAAGAUUGUAUCAUUCGGGUCAUCCUUCGUUUCUCCGGCAAACAUCGCUCCGUCGACACCUUCUGUUUCAUUAGAAGACGCCAUAGCCUCCGCCGAGUCGACGCUCUCAGGAACCUUCAACCAGUUCCCACCCACUCUCGAAUACCUAGUGAAGGAUGACAACAGCGUCGUCCUCACGCAUGUCAUCCAAAUCGAGAACGAACAAACUGGGGCGUGGUUCGAGGCAUUUGUCGAUGCCCAUACUGGCGAUGUCGUCUCAGUAACGGAUUUCGUAGCCAAAGCCUCGUAUCAUAUUCUUCCGUUCAAUCUCGAGCUUCCGAGUCAAGGUUUUGCCACAGUUACGGAUCCUCAAGAUCUCGCAGCGUCUCCCUUGGGCUGGCAUUCUACUGGAACGACCACUACUACGUAUAAAUGCAGAGGGAAUAACGCUAUCGCCUUCAAGGGCACUCAAACGGCGACCACGCAGCAAUCCUCGGCCGGCCUGAACUUCAUCUACACGGACAACGAUAGCUUGGCGCCAACCGUUGCUGCGAACCUCGAUGCUGCGCGGACUAACGCGUUCUACAUAGUGAACAGUGUCCACGAUCUCCACUAUAGGUACGGUUUUACCGAGUCCUCGUUUAAUUUCCAGACGAACAACUUUGGAUUGGGCGGCUCCGGAAACGAUCGUGUGACGAUUUCCGUCCAAGAUGCGAAUGGUAUUGAUAAUGCUGAUUUCGCUACACCUGCCGAUGGACAAUCCGGUCGUAUGAGGAUGUUCCUGUGGGACUUUACCAAUCCUGAUCGCGAUGGUGCCCUGGAAAAUGACAUUGUCACGCAUGAAAACACUCAUGGCCUCACGAAUCGUCUGACUGGCGGAGGGACUGGGCGAUGCUUGCAGACUCUUGAAGCGGGCGGUAUGGGCGAAGGUUGGUCUGAUGCCAUGGCAGACUGGGUUGAGAAGACAUCUUCUUCUGUACCCGACUUUAUUUUGGGCCAAUACGUUAUCGAUGAUCCUGCUGGUAUUCGGUCUCAUCCGUACUCUACGAGCGCGACUGUUAACCCUCUCCGCUACUCCUCUGUCGCUACCCUCAAUGAGGUCCACAACAUCGGCGAAGUCUGGGCGAACAUAUUGCACAACGUCUACGCGGCGCUCGUUUCUGAACUCGGAUGGUCAGCUACUGCAAAGACUGAUCCCACCGGUACCGCUGGGAACGUGGUCCAUUUGCAUUUAUUCAUCGAUGCGUUGUCGCUACAGCCUUGUAAUCCUACAUUCUUGACGGGCCGAGACGCGUGGAUCCAGGCUGAUACGAACCGGUAUGCCGGUGCCCAUAUCUGCACUUUGUGGAGGGCGUUUGCUAGUCGUGGGCUAGGCGUCAAUGCGGCUAAUCACGUUGAUGAUACUACUGUUCCAGCGGGAUGUUGA
Desarmillaria tabescens is the source of this 1785-nucleotide messenger RNA. Its product is annotated as Fungalysin metallopeptidase-domain-containing protein. The transcript is spliced from 16 exons. The record is from RefSeq and is a predicted model, not a curated record. Bases 1 to 1785 code for a protein of 594 amino acids. NCBI's taxonomy places the organism in Eukaryota, Fungi, Basidiomycota, Agaricomycetes, Agaricales, Physalacriaceae. Gene Ontology annotation, molecular function: metalloendopeptidase activity; zinc ion binding.